Messenger RNA from Chelmon rostratus (copperband butterflyfish), 2374 nucleotides. RefSeq names its product UTP6 small subunit processome component (gene utp6). The transcript has 19 exons. The record is from RefSeq and is a predicted model, not a curated record. The coding region runs from base 154 to 1941 and encodes 595 amino acids. Gene Ontology annotation, cellular component: Pwp2p-containing subcomplex of 90S preribosome; small-subunit processome. NCBI's taxonomy places the organism in Eukaryota, Metazoa, Chordata, Actinopteri, Chaetodontiformes, Chaetodontidae. Gene Ontology annotation, molecular function: snoRNA binding; protein binding. Gene Ontology annotation, biological process: maturation of SSU-rRNA from tricistronic rRNA transcript (SSU-rRNA, 5.8S rRNA, LSU-rRNA).
AGCGAGCGAAUCACAACUUCCACACAUGUGUGGAGGAGAGAGUCAGCCCCAUUACCCACAGUCUUACGGUACAUCGAGUUAAACUUGACAUCAGUAACUUUAGUUUAACCAAAUAACAGUCGAGUCUGAACAGGUAACGGUUGCGUCGUCAAGAUGGCGGAGAUCGUUCAGCAGCGGAUUGAGGAGAGAAUCCCCGAGCUGGAGCAGCUGGAGAGAGUGGGACUGUUCACCAAGAAAGAAGUCAAAUCCAUAAUCAAGAGAAUGACGGCCCUGGAAUACAAGCUCCACAGGUUGAUCGUAAACAAAGAGGACUUCAUUGCAUAUGUCCAGUAUGAAAUCAACAUUUUGGAGCUGAUCAAGAAGAGAAGAGCGCACAUACAUUACCAGUUCAAAAAGGAGGAGAUUGAGUUCCCCAUCAUCCACAGAAUAACUAGUGUCUUCAGAAGAGCCACAAAUAAGUGGAAGGAUGAUGUGCAGCUCUGGCUCUCACAUGUCGCUUUCUCUAAGAAAUGGGCCACCAAAGGCCAGAUCAGUAAGGUGUUCUCAGCCAUGCUUGCCAUACACCCUGACAAGCCAGCCCUGUGGAUCAUGGCAGCCAAGAGUGAGCUGGAGGACAGGGGUUCCUCUGAAAAUGCCCGUCUCCUGUUUCUGAGGGCGCUACGCUUCCAUCCAAACAACAAGAAAGUCUACCAGGAGUACUUCCGUAUGGAGCUGCUGCAUUGUGAGAAACUGAGGAAGCAGAAGGAAGAGCUGGAGAAAGCAGAGAUGGAUCUGGGGGAAUAUGAGUUUCCUCCAGAGAUCCUGAGUGCUAAACUGCCUGAGGUGGUGUACAGAGAUGCUACAGGGAAAAUCAAAGAAGCAGAGUUCGUCAUCUCACUUCUGAACGUAGCAGCUAUCUUUGACUUCACCAAAGAACUCCAGGACCUCAUCCUGCAAGACUUACAGGAGAACUACACAGAAGACAGCCUGACGUGGGAUUUCAUGGCUAAGAGGGAGAUGGAGGCUCCGGGGGCAGGGGAGGAGCUGCAGACAGCUAAAGGCCGGGCCUCCGAUAUCAACCGCAGGGAGGAGCGCUGCUGCCAGGUCUAUGAGGAGGGGGUCAAGAGCCUGAACACCGAGCCCAUGUGGACUUGCUACGUGGCCUUCUGCUUGGAAAGGCUGAAGAGGAAGACCAACGUCCAAGAGCUGAAGGAAAAGAGGCAGGAGAGGCUGCUGGGAGUGCUGCAGCGCGCCCACGACUCCUCGCUGCUGAAGGAGGAUUAUUAUAAGAACUGGUUGCAGAUCCUGCUCUCAUCUGGAGAUGCGGAGGGAGCGGCCCGCGUUGCCACGGCAGCCACGCAGCACUACAGCCAAUCGGUGUCAGUGUGGAGUCUGAGCCUGCAGACGCUGAUACAGCUGGGGAACGGAGAUGUGGGAAGGCUAUUCCAGGAAGCUCUCACACAUGUUAAUCCCAAGGAGAGUCUACCACUGUGGCGGCUGCAGGUCCAGUGGAGCGUAGCCAACCGGAGUCCUGAGGAGACGGAGGCUGUUUUUAAGAGAGGCCUGCUGUCUGCAGUGGCGGCUGUUGCCAUGGAGAUGAAAGAGAGCUACCUUGAUUGGUCGUACUCCACUGGAGGCUAUAAGAAAGCGAGGAGGACCUUUACAAGCUUACAGGAAAACCGUCCCCUGUCCAAGGCCUUUUUCACCAGAAUGAUCCAGAUCGAGAAGGAACAGGAGACUCCAAAGAUGAACAAUCUGAGAGACUACUAUGAGAGGGCCCUGCAGGAGUUCAGCACCUCAGACGAUGAUCUGUGGCUGCAGUACAUCCAGGAGGAGCUGGGACCUCUCGGACAGCCAGAGAACUGUGGCAAGAUCCACUGGAGAGCCAUGAAGUUUCUGGAGGGGGAGAGUGUGGAGAGGUUCACCUCCAAAUAUACUCUACUUCAGACCGGACACUUAUGAGCGGCCCUGAAGAGGUCCAGGUAGCUCAGAUCAGCCUGUAAGUUCAGCCAAUGUUCAGCAACUGUGUAGACGUUUAUCAGCUGGAGAGGCAGCGCGCGUCCUCGGAGCAGGCGUUCCUCCUGGUCCUGUUGGAGACCGCUGCUCUGUCCAUUCAUGAAUUGUUUCAUUGCCGUCAAAUGGAAAGCGAGUAUUGAAAUCUCUGAAGUUUGCUGUCCAUCAGGAAAAGGCCUGUUCUUCCACAGGUUCCAGCUGUGCUGAGGGGAGAAAUGUUCUUUGAGUUUGUGCUGCAUUUGAUAUCAGACUGACGUUGGGAACAUGUAAUGUUGAGAGGACGUCCAGUUGAACUGAAUUCCACUUUUAUUUGGCAUUUAUUUGAGUGGACAAAUACAAAUUCAAUGCUGUUCUUAUAGUAUUAAAGCAGACUUUCAUUGUU